GCUCGGAAGAAUGUUCGGAAUUUCUUGCAUUUUUCAUCCUCAGCUAUUUCGUCAGUUGCUUCAAUCUUGAACCUGGAGAGUGCAGAGAGGCGCGCUUUAGCUUCUUAUGACGACAUCAAAAGUAAGGGGCCCGAGUUUGGCAAACAAAAAUUAGACGUUUCAGUCCAACAUGCCUCAAAAGAGUCCCGUGAAGCUUGGAUAUUUUAAAGACAAAAAUGGGACGAAAGAGAUAUUGACAAGCGUUUUCGUUCUAGUGGUUCAUUACGCCUUUAAAAAUCUAAAAAAUGAUAAAAGGGAAGGCAACGAGGAGGAUGUGGAUCGAUUACGACAAACCUUCGAAGAGAAGAGAAACUGCUCUUUUCGAGAGUGGGCCUCUCCACGAAAACAGGACCUUUUCGAUCUAAUAUCGUCAGAGAAAAAGCUACUGAGGCUUUUCGAUGCUUCCUCGCCUCCUCAACUCUUUAUUAUGUACAUUUUGUCCCACGGAAGCGAAGGAGGGAUCAUCUUCACAGAACAUCCAAAUUCUACUUUCAAAAGGGAAGAAAUUUAUGCCAGACUGUUGCAGCUCAAGAACUUUGGUGGUUGUUUCAAAUUCAUCAAUUUUGGCCCUUGCCGAUCAGCGGAAGUAGAGGAUGGUUCACUAAAUUACAGUAACAAUUCCCUCGAGGAUGUAAAAAAGGCAACACAAGUUUCAUUCGUCCCAAAUUAUGAUCAAAAUCUGGCUAUUUUUUCGUCGACUGUGGAAACACAAUAUGCUAACAGAGAGGAUAAAGGCAAAAGAAAAGGAAGCUGGUUUGUGCAAAGUACUUGCGAUGUGUUUGAUGAAUUAGAGAGGGAAACGUGUUUCGCUGACAUUCUUACAAUUGUGCACCACCAGAUUCAUGAAAAUUCAAACACUACUUUCUCACAUAAUUUUCAAACGCCGGAAUUCCACCUCUAUCCUCAUCGUCAACUCGUAAUUCAGCCAUGUCCUUCAAGCACGAAAAAAGAUGCCCAUCCUGGAUACAGAGUAACACCCCAAAGGCAUUUGAAGUAUUUUUUUUCUUGGGAGAGAAAAUCUGCAAGCCUGCCAAUGCGCAGGGCUAUGAUAUUUUUCACGCAUGAAAGCAAACAAGUGCAAAACCUUUACUCGGCACUAACAUACUACCUACAGUUUGAGACGUCCCUGCGAAACAUUGCCAAAGAAAAUCCCGACUUUCUCUCAAAAGUUAAACUCAAAAAGGAUAUCCCUGGCUGUUUGAUGAUAGUAUUUUUCGCGAGAAUCGCAGUAGAUGAUGAAGGAAAAAUCAACGUCAUCAUGGCUAAGGGGAAGACACUUACCAUAGGAGAGAUAGUUUGUAAAUUUGUCAAAGAAGAAACUAUGACAGGCAAACCAAAAAUAUUUCUCUUUUUGAAUCAGCCGACACAUUCAAACACAAAAAUUGACUGCAUGCACACAAAGGCAAGCAACGCGUAUCAUCUGAGCAGUUGGCUGACUUUGGUCUCAUGUGAUGAAGGUACUUCAGACAAACUCAUUGAGACAAUGAAGAGUUACGAGCUGAGAAGUGGAAGAAGUCUGCAGGAGAUGUUCUCUAGGGUGCUGAUGGCCGCUAACGGCAAGGCUCUGAUGGCGUCAACGAUGCAAUUCUCUCUAGAUUUUCCUGAAUUGCCGCGCCACUUCGUCGUGCCGACUUUUCAACUGGAUAACGAAAACAAGAACUAUGAUGAAUUGCUGAUAAAUAUUUUAGGCAGCCGUGGAACUUGGCUCCUUACCGCUGCAGUCGGCAUGGGAAAGUCGACCUUUAUGCUCCAACUCGCCCACUGUCUUAGAGAAUCGUUGUAUGAUAAGAGGCAGGUGAUAUUGGUGCAGCUGAGUCGCUUCCACCACUUCUUCGCUUCGAAAGGGCAAAGCUGCGGCCUGGUAUCGCUUCUUGCAACAGUCACCAGUGCGGCCAACGAUGCUGUUAAACUACUCUUGCAAAAACGAAACAAGCCAAUGAUUCUCUUGGAUGGAUUCGAAGAAGUCUGCCCAAAACAUCGCGAUCGGAUUUCGAAUAUUUUGAAGGAAAUCGCCGAGUGCGGAUGUCCGGUAGUCGUAACGACAGCACCCGAAGAGAAGAGAACUGUAGAAAAAGCUUUGGAGAGGCGCAAAAUUACUCAAAUUGGAAUCAAUAAGUUGACGGGGAAGCAGCAAAUUGAUGUAAUGAGGAUAUAUCAACCGUCAAAAACCCAAAUGGACUACCAGAAUAUGCUUAGAAAAUUCUCUAAGAUUCCUGGGGUUACAGAAAAUCCUUUCUAUUUAAGCAUGAUUUGCCAAUGCGAAAAAGCGCAAAGCGUUUAUCAGAUUUUCAAUAAAACUAUCGCAAUGAGUUUGGGCAAUAGAGUGCACCAGCACCAAGAAAAAGAGCAAAAAGAGGAAUUGAUUAGAUUGCUACAAAACGUUGCUGCGAAAUGGAUGAACGAAGGUAGCAUUUCAAUGCCCGAAGACAUUAAAACCAUCAAUUCCUCAGCAAUUGUCAGCAGCAGUGGCGAAAACGUCACAUUUGCUCACAAAAGCUAUGCCGAGUUCUUAAUAGGCAGGCACUUCAUUCAAGAAUUGAAAGAAAAAGUAGGGUUCAAACAAGAACGAGAUGUAAGUCAAUGCCUAAAAACUCUUGAAAUGUUCGUAUCGGCCAACGAGCCCUACAAGAAAUCUGUGAUUGACACAUUCAAAACCAAUUAUGCAACACAAGAGAUUUUCAUACAAGUUGUAUCUGCAGGCCUGGAAAAUUUAUUUUACCUUUUGAAAGAUCAGAUCGAGCUUGAUGAAAUGGACUCAAAAAUGAUGGACACCGCUUUGCGCUGCGCUUUGCUAAGAGGAUCGGCCAAAAUAGCCAGCUAUUUGAUUGACUUUGAUUUCAACAUUGCAAGCGAUGCUAACGGAGAGGAUGCGAUUUCUUGCGCAAUAAUUGGGAUAAGCAGUUUUCCUAAAUGGCUGAAAAUCGUGCAAAAACUGGAUGAAAAAAAUCGCUCACUUAUCGAUGACUUCACUGAGGAAAAAAUCUGCCUCGCGGCGGAAUUCGCCAAAGCCGAAACGUUCCGCUGGCUUGUGGCGAGAACUAAAAUUAACAUAACUAAAAUUCGCAAACGCAUUAUAAAAAACGCGUACAAGAACCAGCAGCACGGCCUGAAGAUAAUUGAGUAUGUCAAUUCGGCCAUUCUGACGAAACAAGAAAAAAUGGAUUCAUUCGUCAUCAACAAGUUACUGGCGGCAGCAUCAGUCGCCGAUGUACAGACUUGUGACCGCCUGCUGAAUGAGGGCCAAGACGUCAGCGCUAAGUGCCAAGAGUUUGGUGCUACGGCGCUGCACCACGCCACCGUCAACAAGGAGCACGGCGUUGGCCUAAUCUCUUUCUUCGUCCAGCGUGGACUGAGAACGGACGCGACAGAUAGAGACGGCGAAACACCGAUUCACUACGCAGUCUGGGCAGGAAAUUUUCAGCACGCUAAAGAAUUGAUUCAAUUUUCGGAUCACGGAUAUAACUUGCUGCAGUUUUUUGUCGUGGAGAAUAAUCUAGAGCUCGCCAAGCGUGUGCACCAAGAUGAUAGAAACCUUAUCAAUGAGGUCGGAGAAUUCAGCAUUUUUCACCUGGCAGCCUCUCACGCUGAUGUUGCUAUGUGCAAAUGGCUAGUAAAAGAAGGCGCCGACGCAACUUCCGAGUGCAGAAAUUUAAAAUACACUGCUCUUCAUUACGCGUCAAAGAACAAGUCAUUCGGGAAAGAUAUCGUGCACUUUCUUGUUGAUAGCCUUGGUCUUGAUGUUAACAAAAGGAGUGUGAAUGACGAAACGCCUCUUCACUGCGCCUUGAGCGAGAUAAACAUUGAGGUGGCGGAGGAACUAUUGGACCUCAACGCAGAGUCAUUGCGAGUAAAAAUAGGGGAAAACACUCUCAUCCACUACUGCAUGAGAUGGAACAAACUGACAAGCGCCCAAUUCAUACACGCAAGGGACGUAGGAAUGGUUAAAGAGCUUGGAAAGAACAGGAAAAGCAGCCUGCACGUCGCAGCUCAGUACGCAGACCUGGAAACCAACUCAUGGCUGGUUGACCUAGGCGUUGAUCCGCUUAUCGAGUGUGGAACGAAAAAUAAAGGGACUGCCCUUCACUACGUGGGAUUUAAUAGGAUACAUGGGGUGCAACUCGUUGAGUUCUACGUCUCCAAGGGGCUAAAAGUUGACGGUAACACCCGAAUAAAUCCCUUGCACUUUGCUUUGUCUAAAGGUAACGUCAAUGUAGCGGAAAAGUUGCUGCAGCUCGGCGCCAACCUUCGUGUAAAAUUAAAGGAUUUCAACUUAUUACACUACUCUGUGAUCAAGAAUAGACUCGAAAGCGCCCAAUUUGUGCACUCUAAGAAUUCUGAAAUGAUCAAAGAAGAUGGAAGACAAGGGAUGAAUGCCUUGCAUUUGGCAGCCCAGCACGCGGACCUGCGGAUGUGUAAGUGGCUGGUCGAGCAGUGCAACAAUAUGCUCGUGGCAUUCGAUUGCUUUUCUGUCCGGGAAUCUGCCCAGCUGAACAAAUCGCACAGUGAGGAAAUCAUGCAGUACUUCACAGAUUUAAUUGUACUGAAAUACUAAAAAUUAUUUUAACUCAUCAAAACACCUUGUGGAAUGAGGAUGUAUAUUAAAUUUAUUUUGUUUUGUUUAAACUU
This is a messenger RNA of Cloeon dipterum, 4665 nucleotides long. RefSeq lists its product as uncharacterized. Lineage: Eukaryota; Metazoa; Arthropoda; Insecta; Ephemeroptera; Baetidae. Gene Ontology annotation, biological process: proteolysis. The transcript is spliced from 8 exons. The coding region runs from base 170 to 4591 and encodes 1473 amino acids. The record is from RefSeq and is a predicted model, not a curated record. Gene Ontology annotation, molecular function: protein binding; cysteine-type endopeptidase activity.